GACGCUUAGCAUGGCUGUAUCCUCCCUCAUCUUGAUUUAUCAUGCCGCUACAGCAUACCUAUGCACCUUUCUCACCAGCGACCCCUUGUACAUGUCCUUCGGUGUGACUGCAUAUGCCUGGUAUGGAUGUGCCUUGGCUAUACUUGGAGUGUACGGAUCGUAUAAGUGCAGNAAAUCACCCACACACCUGACAAUCUUCUCCAACCACUUGCUCAUAGACACGGUCCUCUCGCUCGUUCCCAAAAUCGGCCUUGUCUAUCUUUUCUACGAUGUCACUGCAGAUCUCUGCUUCACCAGCAAACUCAACACGUCAUUCUGGUUCCCUUCCACCACCGCGGACUUGCACGGCCCCGGGCGCGUCAUCCAGACUUCCUCCACGGAACAAACUCUUGGUGCCAGUAUCAAGGCACGUCGCCACUGCGAAACGGACGUUCUCAUAGCUCAAAUUGCCUUUGGUGCCGUUCUCGCCUUCUGGACAAUCGCUCAAUGGGGUAUAGGUUUGAGCGUGCGCCGAUAUGCUCUCAAGCUAGAGUUGCAGAACUACAACACAGUCCAAGGCGACCAGCGUAUGGACGAAGAGAAGGCUUUUUAUGAGGAAGAAAGCCUUGCCGAUGAGUACCAAGAUGUUGUCAAAAGCGUUCAGCAAUGGACGUCUCGAGAAAAAGACAGCACUACGUUCAUCGAGGUUGCUGAGAAGCCCUCC
Aureobasidium vineae is the source of this 703-nucleotide messenger RNA. The record is from the annotation of a GenBank genome assembly. Lineage: Eukaryota; Fungi; Ascomycota; Dothideomycetes; Dothideales; Saccotheciaceae.